Messenger RNA from Brassicogethes aeneus, 2015 nucleotides. NCBI's taxonomy places the organism in Eukaryota, Metazoa, Arthropoda, Insecta, Coleoptera, Nitidulidae. The record is from the annotation of a GenBank genome assembly.
UAUAUAUAUAUAACCUACUUUUGUGGUAGCUUACCUAUGCCUAAUUACCCAACUUGGGUUAUAAUCUUAAAAUAUUAUCUUAUCAGUGUAUUGUUUAUAAUUUAACUUUUAAUAUUUUAUUUAACAAAGUAUGGCUAUACGAUGAAGGCGUUUUUGAGCUUUGUUAUAAUUUUUGGUGGUAUUUGUAGUAAAGGUAAAAGUGACGAAGUAGAAAAUUUAACUAAUGUUGUACAACAAACAGUUUUGGAAAGUUUCAAGUAUCAGUUUCCUAAAGAUGCCUCACAGUAUAAGACAAAAAAUAUAAUUACAAAGGAUUAUGGUGCCUAUGAUUUUAUAAUUGUUGGAGGCGGUUCAACUGGGACCGUAGUAGCAAAUCGAUUAUCAGAAAAUUCAAAAUGGAAAAUUUUGCUUCUCGAAGCUGGUGGUUAUCCCAACAAAGUUACCGAUAUUCCUGCCAUGAUGUCUUAUGACCAAUUAUCAGAUUUUAACUGGGGUUUUAAUUCCACAACCCAAAAUUAUGCAUGUUUAGGAAUGAUUGACGAGAGAUGUAGAAUUCCUCGUGGGAAAGGCAUUGGUGGCUCAUCUCUUAUAAACGCUCUUAUGUAUCUUAGAGGAAACCCAUUGGAUUUUGAUCGAUGGGCUAAAAUGGGUAACCCGGGAUGGUCGUAUAAAGAAUUAUUGCCAUACUUUAAAAAAUCAGAAAGUAUGCAUCAAAAUUACGAUAAGACUGUUGUGGACUGGAGAUAUCAUGGAACAAGUGGAGAAUUGGAUGUGGAGUUUAUGAUUCCCGACAAUUUAACAAAUACUUUUUUGAAAGGAUUUUCAGAGUCGGGUUUUAAUUUAACUGAUGUAAAUUCGCGAAAACAAAUUGGUUAUUCACCGUUGCCAGUAAACCAAAAAAACGGUCGCCGAAUGGAUGAUGGCACUGCUUUUAUUUUACCAAUUCUAAAUAGAACGAAUCUACGUAUUUUAACAGGCGCAUAUGCAACAAAAUUAAACAUCAUUAAUAAAGUUGCUGAAGGAGUGACAUUUUCCUACAAAAACAUUUUAUAUACAGCCAAAAGUACAAAAGAAGUAAUCGUGUCUGCUGGAACUAUUAAUACGCCACAACUCUUGAUGUUAUCGGGCGUGGGUCCAAAACAACAUCUCAAAGAAAAAGGGAUUCAACUUGUUGAGAAUCUUCAAGUUGGUUCGGUUUUAAAAGAACAUCCAAUGUAUCAUGGAAUGGCAUUAACAAGUAAUUUAACUAUACCAAGGGAGAGUAUUAAAGAACAGGUUCGACAGUAUUUAAAUGGCACUGGACCAUUGACGGUUUCCAUGGGCGCGACUGCAGUGGCUUUCUUAAAAACAAAAAUGGAAAAAAUAAAAAAUUAUCCAGAUUUGGAGAUAUUACUUAGCACAGCUUGUCCUUCUACUUCGCCUAAUGUUAUAGGUUGGAAACCCGAGACAAUAGAGUCUCUAUAUGGGGCCAAAAAUUGCUUUUUGUUGCUUCCUAUUGUUUUGCACGAGAGAUCAUCUGGAAGUAUUCGAUUAAAUAGCAAAAGUCCAUAUGAAUAUCCCUUGAUUGACCUUAAUCUCUUAUCUAAUUCCAAAGACGCAGAUACCAUUUAUGAAAGCAUUAAAUUUACCUUAAAAUUAUUGAAAACAGAUUCGUUCAAGAAAAUUAAUGCCACCUACGCAGGGAAGCCAUUAAAGGCCUGCUCACACUUGAAGUUUUUAUCUAAAAAAUAUUGGUACUGUACCAUCGCACAGGCCACAUUCCACGUAUACCAUCCAGUAGGUUCCUGUCCAAUGGGACCUGAUAGAGCAAAGGGAGCUGUGGUUGACCACAAUCUCAAGGUUUAUGGGCUAACUAAUUUAAGAUUGGCUGAUGCCAGUGUAUUUCCCUUCACAAUUUCAGGACAUCCACAUGCUACUUGUACAGUUAUUGGGGAAAAACUAUCAGAUAUUUUAAAAAAGCGAUACAAGUGACUAUCGUCAUAACAAGUCGAGCAUUGUUCCUCAUUAGAUUGAAU